GUGAAUUGGAAUUGCCGCUUCCACUGAACAUGAGGCGGUGCUACUUCCAAGUGAAGGAUACACCCGUAGCCUAACAACAAAGCAGGUUGGCUGAUUGCCAAUAAUGCUGUUCGGGGAUUUUUUACACAAAAACGUCAGUAGUGUCUGCUUUUCAAAGUGAUGUAAAAAGUAGUUGGAACGUUACAUCGCAGGGCUUGGUGGCUGUGAUAUGUUUCCAGCGGUUUAGUGAUUUUAGAGCGACAACCUAGGCGAAAGCGGCGCACAAACCACACCUGUGACAGGAGCAUACCGUCCAACUUUCCAAACGCGCGAAAUACGGACAAAAAUGCCGGUUCGGCGGGGACACGUGGCUCCUCAGAACACUUUUCUGGAUACAAUCAUCAGAAAAUUCGAAGAACAGAAUCGCAAGUUCAUCAUCGCAAAUGCUCGUGUGGAAAACUGUGCCAUCAUCUUCUGCAACAACGCCUUCUGUGGUAUGUGCGGGUACACACGCGCUGAGGUCAUGCAGAAGCCGUGUACCUGCAGCUUCCUGUAUGGACCGCACACCAAGAGGCCUGCCGUGGCCCAGAUGUCCAAGGCUCUGCUGGGCUCCAAGGAGAGGAAGGUGGAUAUCUCCCUCUACACCAAAGAUGACUAAUUUGCGUCACGCACACCGGCACUUCAACAAGAAAACAGCGCGGAGCUUCAAACAUCAGGUAGGUUAAAUUAUAUUAUUCUCUUAUUUUUAUUGACCAAUUUUAAUGGUAUCCAGUUGGUAGUUUCAGUCUUGUCUCAUCGCUACAACUCCUGUACAAGAGAGGCAAAGGUCGUGCGUCCUCCGAAACACAACCCAACCAAGCCUCACUGCUUCUUGACACAAUGCCCACUUAACCCAGAAGUACCAACGUGUCAGGAAACACCGUACACACAGUGGGACAGCUAGCACUGCGAUGCAGUGUCUUGCGCCACUUGGGAGGUCAUAUGAUUAUUCUCUUUGAUCGUUAUUCUAAUAUAUUUCACAUUUCCAGACCAUGUACAGUACCUCUAAAAUAGACAGCUUUAUACACGGUAGAAACAUGGUUAACAAGUUCCAUUGUUUUAGUUACUGGCGUGCACAAACAACACUUGACUUUGGAACCUUAUGUCAAAGUAUUGU
Molecule: messenger RNA, 1135 nt
Organism: Salvelinus fontinalis (brook trout)
Lineage: Eukaryota; Metazoa; Chordata; Actinopteri; Salmoniformes; Salmonidae
Product: potassium voltage-gated channel subfamily H member 2
Exons: 3
Coding region: 326-637 (103 amino acids)
Source: RefSeq, a predicted model, not a curated record